CUCCCUCUCCCUCUCCCUCUCCCUCUCCCUCUCACACCUUCAUCUGUCUCACAUUCCUUCUCUACAGCUUGCACACCUCUAAAUCCACUCCUGCUCUCUCCUGAACACAGCCGUCAGCUCGGACAUGUCCUUCUCCUUCUUGCCCCAGACUGCCUCCUCCACCUCCAUGUCGCACCCACUCUCCUCCCCCACAACCCUCAAACGAUCCCGUCUUGUCCGCACCCAGACCCCAGUCCCUGAUAGCUUCUUCUCCAAUCCCGCUCCGGAAGAAAACACCCUCAAGGCCCAAACUUCUUCCAACACCCUCGUCAACCGCAACAUGCUCCGCAUGGGCACCUCCCUCUUCUGGGACCUCGUCGGACAGCACGACGACAACAGCAACAGCAACAGCAACAACAGCAACAACGACGAUGGUGACAAUGACGACGACUACGAUGACGAGGAUGAUUCCGACAACAGCGCCAGCGACAACAGUGAUAGCGACAGUGAUAGCGACAAAGACGAAGACGACGACAAAGCCGAUGAAGAUGAAGACGACAACGAGCAGGAUGGCAGGGAACGCAGCCCCGCCAUUGUAGACCUCAACAGCAGCAGCUCUCUGCCCACCGCAUCUCUCUCAGGCUCCCCUCCAUCAUUUGCUAUGCAGGCCAGCAAGAAAUCCAAAAGGGUUAGGAUCGACGCCUCAGCUGCCCUUUCGGGCAAGCGAGUCCGAUUUGACGAAUCCAGGAACACGGUCCAUCUGCACUACCGCAACAGCAGCAUCAGCCCUCCAGAUAGCCCCGAGAUGGUCCGUUCGCCCUCCGCCACCGACCCCACACGACCGCUUGUCUCUGCACUGUCCCCUCGCCGUUCCCAAUCCACCUCAACACCGCCACUCGACAGCCACUUUGAGCUCUCGCUCGAGAACACCUCUCAGGAGGUCAUGGACUUUGCCUCCAGCCUCAGCCGACUCAUGGGCGGUGCCAGCGCCAAUAGCGGAUCCCAGGACUCGACUACCAGCAGCAACAGUACCUUCCUCUCGCCCACAUCCAGUCCGUCGCCCCUACGCUCCUUCGCCAUGUUCCAGGGUGCCCCUCCAUCACCCGUGCGCCCCUCGUUCAUGUCCGCAUACUCUCCACCUUCCUCGUCUUCUCUCUCAUCCUGCUGGUCGCCCAUUAUGGACGAUGACGAAGACGAUGACGAAAACGAAGACGAGGAGGACGAUUCCAUGGACGGAACGGCAUCCGCAAAGCGUCCGCUUUCCCCCACUCGCCCUGCGCCAAGAGUAAGGACGCCCACGACCUUCCAGUCAAGACGCCCUCGCCACUCGCUCGCCGGUAAUGCCGCUGCUGCCGGCAACUCCUCUCCGAGACCAAGACUCCCCGCUAUGCUCAAGCGCGAGGCCUCGAAUGCCUCCUUUUUGGACUCGUACCCAGCCAGCUUAGCCCCAGACGAGCCACCGUCUCAUGAGAAUUCUACAAGCCCUGUGAUGGCUAGCGGCGGUAACAGCAGCAGCAGCAGCAUGGCCCAUGCCACUAUCGCGACUGCUGUGCUCAACACCCCCAUGUCAUCGUUGCCGGAUGACAAGACUGUCUCCUUUAAUUCCUUGCAGACCUCCCCAGAAUCUCAAGCCAUGUAGAUCUACUUAUUGCUACCUAUUCCUGUAUCAUACAUUUGCUUUCCCUUUUGUUUCCACUGUAUCAUUACCAUUACCAUUACCCAUUAGAAUAGAUGCCCAUACCCUUUUCCUCACCCUCCUCCCUCCCCCCGCCCUUACUCAAGAGCAGUAAUGCUUCGGAACAUUCCUGCAACAACUAAAAACAGUUCAAUAAAAAAUAAAAAUGACCCGAAGGUGCG
Molecule: messenger RNA, 1836 nt
Organism: Gamsiella multidivaricata
Lineage: Eukaryota; Fungi; Mortierellomycota; Mortierellomycetes; Mortierellales; Mortierellaceae
Exons: 1
Coding region: 125-1618 (497 amino acids)
Source: RefSeq, a predicted model, not a curated record